CCGCCGCGGGAGGCGUCCGUGUAAGUGGGUAGUAGGGCUGGCGGGGACCUUCCUCGCGGGCCGGAGCGCGGAGCGCUGCCCCAGCCCUACGGCACUCGGGGUCGGGACCCCGGGGAGCCGCCCUCACACAUUUUCCAGGAGGGAUCGGAGGGGCGAUGGGGUGGUAAUCGGGGUGGGGGACACGCUGUACCCCACCGACGACCGCGCAGGCCACCUUCGCCUCUUUCCUUCACACUCCCACUAACCGCAGUGCUGGGGGAACAAAAUGCCCUCCUUCUGGAGCGAUUACCUUUUCCCUUUUGUGCUUUGGGGGAAACUGAGGACCCAGAGGGGUUCGCAAAGCAAGUCUGUGAAGUAGGUACUAUUGUCCCAAUUUUUACAUAGGAGGAAACGGCUCAGAGAGAACUUAGGUCCUUUGACCGAGGUCCUGCAGUUGGACAAGAUGAAGCUCAUCAUCCUGGAGCACUAUUCUCAGGCCAGCGAGUGGGCGGCUAAAUACAUCAGGAACCGCAUCAUCCAGUUUAACCCAGGGCCAGAGAAGUACUUCACCCUGGGGCUCCCCACUGGGAGUACCCCACUUGGCUGCUACAAGAAGCUGAUUGAAUACUAUAAGAAUGGGGACCUGUCCUUUAAAUAUGUGAAGACCUUCAACAUGGAUGAGUACGUGGGCCUUCCUCGACACCACCCGGAGAGUUACCACUCCUUCAUGUGGAACAACUUCUUCAAGCACAUUGACAUCCACCCAGAAAACACCCACAUUCUGGAUGGGAAUGCAGUCGACCUACAGGCAGAAUGUGAUGCCUUUGAAGAGAAGAUCAAGGCUGCAGGUGGGAUCGAGCUAUUUGUUGGAGGCAUCGGCCCUGAUGGACACAUUGCCUUCAACGAGCCAGGCUCCAGUCUGGUGUCCAGGACCCGUGUGAAGACGCUGGCCAUGGAUACCAUCCUGGCCAAUGCUAGGUUCUUCGAUGGAGAACUCACCAAGGUGCCCACCAUGGCCUUGACGGUGGGGGUGGGCACUGUCAUGGAUGCUAGAGAGGUGAUGAUCCUUAUCACAGGUGCUCACAAGGCAUUUGCUCUGUACAAGGCCAUCGAGGAGGGAGUGAACCACAUGUGGACCGUGUCUGCCUUCCAACAGCAUCCCCGCACCGUGUUUGUGUGUGACGAGGAUGCCACCUUGGAGCUGAAAGUGAAGACUGUCAAGUAUUUCAAAGGUUUAAUGCUUGUUCAUAACAAGUUGGUGGACCCCUUGUACAGUAUCAAAGAGAAAGAAACUGAGAAAAGCCAAUCUUCGAAGAAGCCAUACAGCGAUUAGCCUGUGCUGGGACCUAGUGUCAAGUACCCAUAGGGAAAGGCAGGUCUUUCUGGAAAUUGUCUUUAGAAGAAAGAAUUGUAUUUCUUUAAUCUAGUAUGGUUACUCCAGAUAAGUGGGUGAACUUAUUGUUCUUGGCCAUGAGGCUGGGAGCCUAGUCACGGAGUUUAGCUAUAGGGAGAAUGUUUGUAACUUAAUCAGAAAAAAAAAUCUGCAAAAUGUACUCCAUCAUUUUGAUGUCUGCCAAACCCAGGUUGGGAGUUUUAAACUUUUUGUUCUGCUUCAGGCAUGGUUCACACGUAUGACACACUCCCGUCAGGAAUUUCUCUCCUUACACGCACUGAUUUUCAAGUGGGAGGGAAUUAGGGGCUUAUGUUUAUUGGAUACCACCUCUUUGAAGAGUCUUGAGAGUCCUUCUUGCACAGGCCUGCCCCUUGGUUGAGAACCAUUGUUCCAAGUUAAGGCACAAACUCUCAAUAUCUAAAAUAAGUGCAAGGAAGCAGUCUCUUUGGUCAGUAACAAGUGCAAUGGAAAGAAAACGAUCCCUUCCUUCUUCCACUUUCACAGCUUUUCUCUGAACUAGGAGAACCUGGGGGUGGAUUUGGGUGGGUGGGUGGGGCCAAAGAUGAGGCUUCUAUUGAUAAAUCCAGAGCCUCAAGGGGCCCAGCCACGUCAAACUUCUCUCCCUCAGGGACUCUCCAGCACCAAAAGGCAGAAGGUGGAAGCCGUUUUCCCCCCAGAGCCCUGUGUUUUUGUGAAAGGCCUCACUGUGGCUCCUCUGUUUUACAUACUCAUUAGUAAGUGGGAGGUCCACUGGGGCAACAGACACUGCCACAAUUUCAGUGUUGUGUUCAGCCAAGGGGACGGUCUGGGCAGGCAGCUUAAGUGUGAGUUUAGUCACAACUCCUGAGUGUCCCGCUCUCCUGCUUACCUAGGAGGUAAGUGCCAGGAAAAUACACCAAAUGCUUCUAGUAUUGUUUCCCCACUUAAAAUAGUCCUGCUUAAAUUCACAUGGUGUGGUCUGAUGUUCUGAGAACAUCAGGAAAUACAACCCUUUUGCCCAUUUACCCUUCUCCCCGGACCCCAAGGUGGUCUGUUGCUCUGGCUUCCUUUCAUUGUCUUAGGCCUUCAUGGAGUGGAUGCUGCCUCCUCCUGGCUGUUUUUGUGCCUGUUUGAAGCUACUGCUGCCUCCAUUUCUGGGAAAGACCUUUGAGAGCCUAGCCCAGGCCUAAGGGCUAUGUUUGGUACCAGUGUUUUGUCUUUAGCUUUUCUAUGUGAUUGUGCCGUCAUUCUGUUUUAAGCUCAUGGAUCAAUGGAUUUGUUUACAAUGUGAUAUUUUCUAUUAAAUCCAGUAUUUUCAAAUAA
This is a messenger RNA of Gorilla gorilla gorilla (western lowland gorilla), 2674 nucleotides long. RefSeq names its product glucosamine-6-phosphate deaminase 1 (gene GNPDA1). Gene Ontology annotation, cellular component: cytoplasm. Gene Ontology annotation, molecular function: identical protein binding; glucosamine-6-phosphate deaminase activity. Gene Ontology annotation, biological process: carbohydrate metabolic process; D-glucosamine catabolic process; N-acetylneuraminate catabolic process. The record is from RefSeq and is a predicted model, not a curated record. Bases 443 to 1312 code for a protein of 289 amino acids. The transcript is spliced from 8 exons. NCBI's taxonomy places the organism in Eukaryota, Metazoa, Chordata, Mammalia, Primates, Hominidae.